AACCCUAAAAAUCUUGGAAUAUAAAGUUGGUGAAGACAAAAAAGGCUGCAACCCCAUUUGAGAGAGAAGAUAAGAUGCAGAUCUUCGUGAAAACCCUAACGGGUAAGACGAUAACCCUCGAAGUUGAAUCCAGCGAUACCAUCGACAAUGUCAAGGCCAAGAUUCAGGACAAGGAAGGUAUUCCACCGGACCAGCAGCGACUGAUCUUUGCUGGUAAACAGCUUGAAGAUGGGCGUACACUGGCGGAUUAUAAUAUCCAAAAAGAGUCGACUCUGCAUCUUGUUCUGAGGCUCCGUGGUGGGAUCAUUGAACCAUCGCUUAUGGCAUUGGCAAGGAAAUACAACCAAGAUAAGAUGAUUUGCCGCAACUUGCAGACUUUGGAGCUCUGUGCUUGGCUAAAGGAAAAUUGAGGUUCUUGGAAGGCAUCUAAUGUGUGAAAAUCUACCAAAUAUUAUCUGCUAUCAACUAUGUUUCUAGAUUCCCCCACUUAGCCAUUUUACACAUUUGUGUUCUAAUAUUUUUUUAACUUAUGGGUUUAUCACGAGAAUGUAGUUAGAAUAUGAUGUACUGACUUAUUUAUUUUGAAAUGGUAAUAUGGUAUACGGAGAAUCUGUUGUUUGCUCAAGAAACUGUUGAACACGUUAGUCUUCACUUCAGUCAUUGUUAUAUAAUUUAAGGGCACACAUGUAUCCAGAAAUCCAGUUUAUAAUCACAUUUUUGCUGCAUAGGUGCUAUGCUCGUUUGCAUCCUCGUGCUGUGAACUGCAGGAAAAAGAAA
This is a messenger RNA of Capsicum annuum, 777 nucleotides long. Its product is annotated as ubiquitin-60S ribosomal protein L40. Gene Ontology annotation, molecular function: ubiquitin protein ligase binding; structural constituent of ribosome; protein tag activity. Gene Ontology annotation, cellular component: cytoplasm; nucleus; ribosome. The record is from RefSeq and is a predicted model, not a curated record. The coding region runs from base 75 to 410 and encodes 111 amino acids. NCBI's taxonomy places the organism in Eukaryota, Viridiplantae, Streptophyta, Magnoliopsida, Solanales, Solanaceae. The transcript is spliced from 4 exons. Gene Ontology annotation, biological process: modification-dependent protein catabolic process; translation; protein ubiquitination.